UGGGCAUCGUCUGAGCCUCGGGUCUUCGCAUGCGCUGGAGCUUCGCUUUGCAUCUUGACGACGGGAGUGUUCUUCGUGGACUCGUGUACGCUUGAUCUAUUCUGCUAUAUCUCACCUUAAUCUUGCAUUCUCUUAUCAUUCAUCAUGCCUGUCGUUGCUGGCCCCCCUCAGGCCCACGGCCCUAACACCUUCGAGAAGAUGAAGAUGGGUGCUCUGAUGGGUUCCACUGUUGGUGGUAUCAUGGGCUUCAUCAUCGGCACCGUCACUAUCUUCCAAUAUGGAGCGGGUCCUAACGGCGUCUUCCGCACCCUGGGUAAAUAUAUGCUUGGUUCCGGUGCCACUUUCGGCCUCUUUAUGUCCAUCGGCAGCGUCAUCCGUACUGAGGGCCCAUACAACGACGCCUGGCUCCGCGCUCGAGGCCCCCCGAUGAUGCUCCCCCGCCAGAGCCCCCUCCGUCCCAUGCGCGAUUAAGCGCAUUACGCAUUUAAAAUGGUUGACUGGGAGGUGGUGAGAGUGGCGAGAUAGGACGAGCAAAUUGUACAAUAGCUAUUUUGAAUGAUGGUUCUGCCGGUCACGGUCGUUGAUCGCAAAUUCAGCGCUUGAGAACUCGACUCGGUGCCGAGCCAGAGCAGCCAGGCCCUGGACAACUAUACUGUGUACAUAGGUGAUACCGAGACGUCUUAGAGCCGUCUCUAGUCCAGGCCUGCACUGCGAUGCAUCUUGGCGUUAUAACAAGGUUGGGUUAAUUAAUGGACGGGCAUGAAUGAUGACAGACAUGUCUUGUAUGGUCACCAGAACUACACCAUGAUGAUUGACUGUAUAACUUCUCUAGGAAGAAGACAUCUAUUACUACACCCUCA
Molecule: messenger RNA, 860 nt
Organism: Aspergillus saccharolyticus JOP 1030-1
Lineage: Eukaryota; Fungi; Ascomycota; Eurotiomycetes; Eurotiales; Aspergillaceae
Product: MGR2/ROMO1 family protein
Exons: 5
Coding region: 145-471 (108 amino acids)
Biological process (GO): protein insertion into mitochondrial inner membrane; protein import into mitochondrial matrix
Cellular component (GO): TIM23 mitochondrial import inner membrane translocase complex
Source: RefSeq, a predicted model, not a curated record